Messenger RNA from Letharia lupina, 636 nucleotides. RefSeq lists its product as uncharacterized. The record is from RefSeq and is a predicted model, not a curated record. The transcript has 4 exons. Lineage: Eukaryota; Fungi; Ascomycota; Lecanoromycetes; Lecanorales; Parmeliaceae. The coding region runs from base 1 to 636 and encodes 211 amino acids.
AUGACGCGGGUCACCGUUCCAAGAGAACCACAAGCCACCAGGCAAAAGACAGCCACUACCGUCCAAUCACACAAUCUCUCUGCGACCGAAUACCGCAGACGAUCCUGGACGCAAAGACCACUCUCUGGUGCAAACUACCUCAAAGUGCCAGCUUCAGUAUGGAAAAACAUUCACGAUCCAACCCGGACAGAACGGAUAGAUGCAGCAGAGAACACCCUCGCGUCAGCGCUAGCCGCUGGCGCUCUUACUUCUAUACCUAUCAUCGGCCUCGUCAGAGUACACAAAUGGUUCUGGGACAAGAGUAUCGAAACCAAGGGCCGCAAAGAUACCUAUCGAUACCGGGUCAUCGACCAAGCCACAAAAUCACGAUCCUUCCAGAGAACGAGUGGUAUGACCCCAUCGAAGACGACGAGACCAAAAUCAAAAUCCUAUUUCAUGAAUACCAUUGAAAACGCAGACCAGUGGAGGCAAUAUCUCUCGCCUUGCAUCCCAGAGGGUUUCUCCCAGAUCAAGAAGAGUACCACUUAUGGCUGGUCACUUAUCGUCAACCGCAAGAAAAGUCGCAACGCCCAGCUGCCAAAUCCCGCGGCCUCGCCUCGGUCCAAGAAGUCGGCCAUUAGAGACAUCGCCAGGUGA